CUAAGGGCCCCGAUUAGCACAAAUGAAAAACCUUGUAAUUCCUGUAUUACCCCCGGAGGCUACAAGAAGAAACGCUCAUAUAAAUCGUUAUGUGGUGAUGUCAAAUCCGUAAUUUUAUUCAAGAAAUUCAAAUUUUAUUUCCUUUUUAAGUUUUUGGGCACAUAAACAGUCCCAGAAAAAGGUCCCUUUGAGAAUUGCAGCUAUGGCAGAAAAUAGUCCCUUAAAAGUCAUCAAUCAAGAAGAUGAAGAAGAGAAAAGAAUACAACAUUAUUCUUCAUAUCAUCAAAUACUAUUAGUUGGUGAAGGAGAUUUCUCUUUUUCUCUCUGUUUAGCUCACUCUUUUGGCAACGCUUCUAACAUUUUUGCUUCCUCUCUUCGAUCAUAUGAUGAUGUGAUCAAAAUGUACAAGAAUGGAGAAUCAAACUUAGAAAAGUUGAAAUCUUUGGGAGGAAGUAUCUUGCAUGGUGUGAAUGCAACUAAAAUGCAGCAUCAUCCUGAUCUAAGUAACCAGAAAUUCGAUCGGAUAAUUUUUAAUUUUCCUCAUGCAGGGUUUCAUGGCAGUGAGGAUAAUAAACAUCUUAUCCAAAUGCACAGGAAUCUUGUGAGAAGUUUCCUUUGGAGUGCAAAAAAGAUGUUGAGUGUCGGUGGUCAAAUUCAUGUUGCCCAUAAAACGACUCCUACAUACAACCGUUGGGAUCUUGUUGGACUCGGAAAAGAAAACUCCUUGAUUUGUAUUGAAUGUGCAGAAUUCAGGGCUGAAAAUUACCCUGGUUACAACAACAAAAUGGGAGAUGGUCCAAAAUGUGAUGAGCCUUUUCACCUGGGUGAGUGCCAGACCUUCAUGUUUAUACUCGACCUAUCUCGUAAGAAUGUGCCAAUGACAAAACAAAAGAAACACAAUUUACAUGAGCCAUCUCGUAAGAAUGUGCCAAUGACAAAACAAAAGAAACGCAAUUCACAUAAGCCAUCUCAGAAACUUCAAAAAGUUCCCAAACACAAUUUACAUGCGCCACCUCAGAAAUUUCAAAAAGUUCCCAACUCCAUAAGUCCUCCAAUUUACUCCUUCCAGCAGCAACCAAGUUGGAUUGACCGGAGAAAUUCUCCAACUUAUGUUAGUGACAAGAAUGGUUGUCCGAGUUUACCUGCAAGGCAUGACAACAAAAGUGAAUGUGUUAGGAUCUUUAAGCCGUAUUUCAGUUAUAUUCAAGAAAAUUUUGGAAGAGAGGAAAUUGGUGUUGAAGUUUCAGUUCGUCAAGCUCUGCAGCAUGCUUCUUUGAUGUACAGGGCUGAGACCGAGAGGCCCCCGGAAGCUUACUUGAAACUUUUGAAAGAGCUUCGUUUUCUGAGCCAGUCCAGAAUUUCAAGGUUACGACAGAAGCUUCAAAAUCCCGAUCGAAGACUGUGGUGAGCAACAAGGUACAAAAGUAUAAAUUAUGUGUCUAAAGUGAAGUAGUAGAUAUGGAUAUGCAAGUAUCUGUUGUUGACUAACUACUAUUCUCCGUGUGUGUCUCUUUGUUUUACUGAAAGAACUUAAUCACCGACGAAUGUUGUGUAAAGUUAAGGUUGAAUUAUGUGUAGCAAAGUUUGAAAUAUGAUUAAGUAAUAUGCUGUGAUACUAACUGUAGUUUGAUGUGUUCUAAAAAUGGGCGGGUUGGGCAGAAAUUGACCCAAUCAAAAUGGGCUG
Messenger RNA from Lycium ferocissimum, 1684 nucleotides. RefSeq names its product heavy metal-associated isoprenylated plant protein 41-like. The transcript has 3 exons. Gene Ontology annotation, cellular component: cytoplasm. The record is from RefSeq and is a predicted model, not a curated record. Gene Ontology annotation, molecular function: rRNA (uridine-N3-)-methyltransferase activity. Gene Ontology annotation, biological process: rRNA base methylation. Bases 203 to 1408 code for a protein of 401 amino acids. NCBI's taxonomy places the organism in Eukaryota, Viridiplantae, Streptophyta, Magnoliopsida, Solanales, Solanaceae.